AUGCUCUCCAAAAAAAACUUAUAUCGAUUAAAAAAUGUAGUAAAGGAUGGGUUGACAUUCUACAUCAGAGGUCCAAACUUUGCAGCACUGAAGACGGGUAGUUUUAAGUUAACUCCUCAUGAUCAGAAAUUCACAUUCGUCCAACAAACCGUUGUUACAGAGUGUAACGAUUUUUCUGGAUCUGUGUUUGGGUUUUCAUUGAACCAUCCUCAUGAUACAUCUGUUGAUGUUAUGAGUUUGGUUGUUGCAAUUGCUGAGAUACAACAAGGUCAUCCAGAAAAAUCAAAACACAGGCUGAACAUCCGCAUCCAAGAUGCAAACGGUUUGCAACUUCAUGUCAAUUUGUGGGGUGAAUAUGCGUACAAGAUGCUUGAUUAUAUACAUAACAAUGAAGACAUUCGGCGCAUCGUUCUUAUUCUUCAAUUUGGUCAGAUUAAUGUUUGGAGAGAUCGUCCAAGUGUAAACAUCUACUUUACAUCUUCCAAGUUGUUCAUUAACUCUGACAUAGAUGAAAUUACUAAUUUCAACAAAAGUUUGGAUGGAGAUGAUCGUCCCGAUUCAUCUACAAAUACAUUUUCAAUUAUUCCAUCCAAUCAAAUUUCUGCAUAUGAUGAUUUCAUGGUAAAAAAUAACCUGAAGGGUAUCGCUGAGGUUUGGGAACCCGUCGAGCGUGGAGACGAUCUUGGUUUAUAUCCGGGGGAAAUUAAUGCAUUGAAAGGUUUGAAAUUGGCCUUUAAAAUUUCUGUUACAAAAUUCAACAUGUCCAACAAAAACAACCAAUAUGGUAUUGCUAGAAUCAGUGAUGAUGAGACUUUAAUUGAACAACUUGAAAAUAAGUUUGACGAGUCACAGUCGUUAGAUUUUGGUUCGGUCGAUUUGCAAUCUCAAGAUAUCAAAAAUUUAAAGGAUGCAGUUUCUGGCACGGACGAUAACAUAACUCCUUCCACUAUCGACAAAAACGACACAACAAAUCCAAUGAAGAUUUUGAACACAACACCGGUCUUAAAGCGACAUCUGGAAGAAGUUUUCGAUUUAGAGAUGAAUGAUCACUUAUCUACAUCAAAAACUCCAAAAAUAUCUCCAGAUGGUCCAGGAAAACAAUUGUUGAAAGUAAAGUUGGAGAAAAAUGACUGA
This is a messenger RNA of Lactuca virosa, 1134 nucleotides long. The record is from the annotation of a GenBank genome assembly. Lineage: Eukaryota; Viridiplantae; Streptophyta; Magnoliopsida; Asterales; Asteraceae.